GAGACUCCUUUGAUAAUGUUGGAUUAGGGCAGUCGCGUUUUGGCUGGCCGAGAUUACGCUCUGAGCGGCUACUAUAUAUAGCUUUGCCGCUGUGAAUUACGAAGCAGAAACAGAAGAAGAAGAUGGACUAUAAGGACAAGCUUGUGCUUGGCCCUAUGGUUCGAGUUGGCACGCUGCCUCUUAGGCUUCUGGCUGCUGAUUAUGGUGCUGAUAUAACCUAUGGCGAGGAGAUUAUCGAUCAUAAGGUUAUCAAAUGCGAACGUCGUAUCAAUAAGUUGAUAGGAACCACUGAUAUAGUCGAAAAGGGAAACGGGAGUAUUGUUUUCAGGACCUGUGAUGAAGAAAGAAAUCGGGUGGUGUUUCAACUUGGUACUUCCGAUGCUGUAAGAGCACUAGCUGCAGCUCAGAUAGUGUGCAAUGAUGUUGCUGCAGUUGACAUUAAUAUGGGAUGCCCCAAAGCAUUCUCCGUUAGUGGAGGGAUGGGUUCGGCAUUAUUGUCUAAACCCGAGCUCAUUCAUGAUAUUUUGACAACAUUAAAGAGAAACUUGGACAUACCAGUGACAUGUAAGAUCCGGCUUCUGAAAUCUCCAAUUGAGACAGUAGAAUUGGCACGGAGAAUUGAGAAAACCGGUGUUUCAGCUGUUGCUGUCCACGGAAGAAAAGUUGCAGAUAGACCUAGAGAUCCUGCUAAAUGGAACGAGAUUGCAGAUGUGGUAGCAGCUCUAUCCAUUCCUGUCAUAGCAAAUGGCGAUAUUUUUGAAUAUGAAGAUGUUCAAAAGAUAAAAAAUGCCACAGGUGCCGCGUCUGUGAUGAUUGCUAGAGGUGGUCUAUGGAAUGCUUCGAUUUUCUCUGCUGAAGGACAAGCACCAUGGGAAGUGAUUAAAGGAGAAUAUUUUAGAAAGUGUAUCUUAUGGGAUAAUGAUGUUAAGAGCACAAAGCAGACUUUGAGGGAGAUGAUAAUGCAUCAUUCAUGUCUUGAACUCGCAGAAGGGCAAGCCAUAAAUAAAACCGAUACAUUUCUUGAUCUAGUGAAAUUAUACAAUGAAGACAAGUAUUACGAAAACGUCAAAUAUAACAGAUUAAUAGGCCGUGCAGCAGAGUGAUGGAACAGAAUCCAUCGGGAGAUGUUAUUUGAAUGAGACGUAGUGUUUUUAUAAGCAAGACAUUUACUCAAUUGUUAUUCUUUAUGCCUCAUAAUUAACCAGAAUUCAUAAUUAUCAACUGUUAUUGGCUUCUUUUUUUUCUUCAUUUUUUCUUAAACUGUAAUAAUCACUCAUUUUGAUGUUAUACUUAAAUUUGAAACCCACCAUUACCUUAAA
Messenger RNA from Impatiens glandulifera, 1319 nucleotides. RefSeq names its product tRNA-dihydrouridine(20) synthase [NAD(P)+]-like. Gene Ontology annotation, molecular function: flavin adenine dinucleotide binding; tRNA dihydrouridine synthase activity. The transcript is spliced from 9 exons. Gene Ontology annotation, biological process: tRNA dihydrouridine synthesis. Bases 123 to 1103 code for a protein of 326 amino acids. Gene Ontology annotation, cellular component: cytoplasm. NCBI's taxonomy places the organism in Eukaryota, Viridiplantae, Streptophyta, Magnoliopsida, Ericales, Balsaminaceae. The record is from RefSeq and is a predicted model, not a curated record.